Molecule: messenger RNA, 1975 nt
Organism: Phycodurus eques (leafy seadragon)
Lineage: Eukaryota; Metazoa; Chordata; Actinopteri; Syngnathiformes; Syngnathidae
Gene: prim2
Product: DNA primase subunit 2
Exons: 14
Coding region: 89-1624 (511 amino acids)
Biological process (GO): DNA replication, synthesis of primer
Cellular component (GO): alpha DNA polymerase:primase complex
Source: RefSeq, a predicted model, not a curated record
UACGCCACCAGUUCCCCGCGUUCGUAGAGCACCCAACCCUGUUUGGCGGGAUUUAACCGGGAAGAAGCACUCCCAUUAUUUCGACAUCAUGGAGUUUCCCAGCAGAAGAAGGAAGUUUGCUACCAGUCCUCAGAAGCAGCUCUAUGGACUUCCUCUACAGUUCUAUGGACAACCGCCACUCGAGAACAUCUCUCUCACAGAAUUUGAAACAUUUGCUGUGGAGAGACUGAAACUGUUGAAGACUGUUGAGAAUUUGGGUGUGAGCUACGUGAAACUGUCUGAGCAGUACAUCAAGAAGUUGGAUUUUGAGUUCAGGAACUUGAAUUUUCCUUACAGAGUAGAGGCUGAUGACAGAAAAACUCAGAGCGGGCCAAGUGAAUACGAGAAACGAAGAAAGGACCACAUAUCCCACUUCAUUUUGAGACUCGCCUAUUGCCAGACGGAGGAUCUCAGAAGAUGGUUCAUACAACAGGAAGUGGAUCUAUUGCGCUACCGAUUCAAUGACCUGCAUCCGAAACUGAAGCUGGAAUUUCUACACAAAAAUAAUCUAAAAUAUGAUGCGAUUCCUAUCGAGGAGAAGCGAGCUCUGCAAGAUAAACUUGUCAACUCCAGCUACGGGGUUAGUGGAAUCACUGUGGAGGAUCAAGAGUUCUACAAAGUUCCUUUCCAACAUGCUCUGGAUCUGGUACGAACAAGGAAAGUCUACCUCAAAGCGGGCUACGUGUACGUUCCUCACCAGGACAUCGUCACAAUUGUGCUCAAUGAUUUUCGCACAAGGUUGUCUAAAGCUCUUGCGCUGACGGCGCGUUCGCUACCGGCAGUGCAGUCUGAUGAACGGCUCCAGCCGCUCCUUAACCACCUCAGCCAUUCCUAUUUGGGACAGGACUACAGCAUCCAGAAGAAUGUUGGUAAAAUCUCCUUGGAACAAAUUGAUUCACUGUCAGGCAAAUCCUUCCCUCUGUGCAUGAGGCAGCUCCAUCAGUCCUUAAGAGAGAAUCACCAUCUCCGCCAUGGGGGCCGCAUGCAGUACGGCCUCUUUCUCAAGGGCAUCGGUCUCUCUCUGGAGCAGGCGCUGCAGUUCUGGAGGUCGGAAUUCAUCAGAGGCAAAGUGGACGCGGACAAGUUUGACAAAGCGUACGCUUACAGCAUCCGCCACAUGUUUGGCAAAGAAGGCAAGAGGACGGACUACACCCCUUACAGCUGCAUGAAAGUGAUUAUGUCAAACCCGCCCAGCCAAGGCGACCAUCAUGGGUGUCCGUUUCGUCACAGUGACCCGGAUCUGCUGAAACAGAAGCUACAGUUCUACAAGGUGUCCCCCAGUGGGGUCAGUCAGAUAUUGGACCUGGUGAAGGGGAUGCACUACCAGCUGGCCUGCCAGAAGUACUUUGAGCUGACUCACAAUGUGGAGGACGCCAAUUUCUCCCUCAAUCACCCCAACCAGUACUUUGUGGAGAGCCAGAAGAUUUUGGGGGGAGGCAAAGAUGUCAAGCGCGAGAUGAUGGACACCCCGCAGAGGUCACAGGUCAAGUCUGCAUUUAAAAACUCUUCUGGAGCUCGAGAGAAGGUGGUGGCGAACCCUAACCCAUCGCAGGAUUUGGCCAAGAUGACGGAAGAUCUAGACUGAUACUUUCAAGACGCCUGAGUUCUUUUCCCAUAUUUAGUAAAUUAAUGUUCUCAAUAUAAAGCUGAGGGUUUUUAAAAAUCGUGCAUUGAGAUGCCCUGGACAGGAAAGGACAUUCACCUUCACUCUCGACCAAAAGUCACAUUGCCUUCUUCAUUAAACAUCUUUUCAAUAUGUUGACACACUUGAUCCAAGUUGACUUGAUGGUUGCUUUGGCCUGAGUUCCGGUUCUGGUGGUGCUAAGUAAAACAUUUUCCAGCUGCCUCAGUAACAAUAGCAUUGUAUUUGCUGGAAACAGUGUAGAUGAAUGGUGGCAGCUGGUUGGACAGAAAUAAACAAUUCUCCCAAGUUGUA